Messenger RNA from Marchantia polymorpha subsp. ruderalis, 1540 nucleotides. NCBI's taxonomy places the organism in Eukaryota, Viridiplantae, Streptophyta, Marchantiopsida, Marchantiales, Marchantiaceae. The record is from the annotation of a GenBank genome assembly.
AUGUCCCGACGGGAGCACGGACGGUCGUCCCCAACGUCCGUCCGAGGUGACGGGAGGGCCUGGGGUUAGGGGGGGGGGGGGGGGGGGGGCAAGGGAGGAGGAGUGUGUAAGGGGGUCCGAUGACUCAUCGCCGAGAGAAGCACUCUCCUCUCGUUUCGUUACAGGCGCGCGGUCCUGUGACUCCUGUCAUGUGCCGAUCUAUCUCUCCCCAAUCCGCAUGGCCCGCGGCAGGCGUCCUUGUCCCCGUACUGUAAGUAUACACCGGGGGGUGCAGCAGAGAGAGAGAGAGAGAAUGCGCGUUCUGCUCCCCGAUGCGAAGAAGCGCAGGCCCACCGCCCUUGGGUCUCCGGGGGUUCUCGAAUCUCCUGCGCGCGAGGGGUGGCGGAAGAGCUUUCUGACUUCCAUCUACUCUCUUCUCUUUUUCUCUUCUACAGAACUCCCGGACGCGCUCCGACCUGCUCGCCAAUUCAGCGAAAGUCUUGUAGGAGUCCACCACCUUCUCUCGCCCUCGCCCUCGUCUCGCAUGACAACACCCGCUCGCACGCACUCGGUGGCACUUUUCCAGACCCGGACGCUUCAGUCGACGUACUAUUACCGGUAUAAUCUCGCACCCGAGCAACAGGAGCUGUAGAGCUGGAGCUCAGCGCGGCAUGUCAAUGUUCGAGCCGAACGGCGCUGUUGGUGGACCUGACCGGAGCUGAGGAGCCAUGAGAUGAGCUCAGCUCGGUUCAUACCAGAGUUCGUCUUGGAAAGAUCUGAACAGGACGUGAUCCUGGUCAGAAGUGCUGAUGUGAACUGAAUGUAGGCCGGAGGUGUGAUCCGCGAGGGAGGAGGCCAUGGGCGCCAUUGUCGGUGAUCAUGAGUCUCGUCGUUGGCUUCGAGGGCUCGAACUCGAUCCGUAGAUCGAUCGAAGGGGGCUUAGAACUUCAAAGGUGACGGCGGCCUCAGUCAGCGGACUAACGUGGUCAUAGAAUAAUAUAAUGGCCCGCCGUAUGUUGCAUACUUUGGUGUACGAGAUUCCUCAUAAUGACAUACGAUUCCGUAUCACGGCAUGGAGUAUAGGUGGGGUGGGGGGAUGCAGUGAGCUUAGAAAUUGGAAUCAACGAUGCGUGUGGUGAUUUGUUUCGUACAGGUUCUCAUGAGUGUCCUCACGGGCUUGAAGGUGGAGUGAACCUACACCAUCAUGCUCUCAAGCCAUUGAUAAACUUUCCUUAGUCGACUUAGAUUGCACUGCACUGCGGUCGAGAUCCCAGAUCUGAGCCAUGGGUGACUUCUGCCAUUUAAGGUCGUAGGGAACUCUCUAAUGAAUCCAAUCAGGUACUGAAAGCCAUGAAUGCUGGUGAGCAUCAUCUGAGCCAUGUGUGAUGGCCAUCGCAAUUGCAUCGGGCUCGCUUCACAGAACUUUCUCCAACCAUAAAUUUCUAGGGAUUUGUUGCCUUUACCGAACGAUAAUUGGGAUUAUUCCUCCAAAUGCAAGGACGUCCUAAUCAUGACUUUCCUUCUUCCUGUAAAGAUUGCAAUCUUCUGCUCCAGACACUUG